AUGGCCGAAGCUAAAGACCGCAUAACCUGCCAUGUCCUCGACACUACAACGGGCCAACCGGCGCGCAACCUUCGCGUCCAGCUCCAUCUCUCCUCCCCUUCAGCAAACGCCACGCCAACCCCCGGCCCCGUCAUCUUCGAAUCCCACACCGACGACGAUGGCCGCAUCAAGACAUGGCUGCCCUACUCAGGCGUCAAUUCAUCAGGUGACGUGCCCGUCUACACGCUGGAUGAUGUCCUGGGUGGGUUGGAGAAUGCCCCUGGAGGGCAAAAUGAGAUGAGCCAGUGGACAUUGAAAUUCGAUGUGGCGGGGUAUUUUGGGGGGCUGGACAAGACGUUUUAUCCGGAGGUGGCGGUUACAUUCGUGGUUAGGAAGGGGCAGAGGUAUCAUGUCCCGCUGUUGUUGGCGCCGUUUGGGUAUACUACUUAUAGGGGGAGCUAA
Molecule: messenger RNA, 441 nt
Organism: Thermochaetoides thermophila DSM 1495
Lineage: Eukaryota; Fungi; Ascomycota; Sordariomycetes; Sordariales; Chaetomiaceae
Product: putative steroid binding protein
Exons: 1
Coding region: 1-441 (146 amino acids)
Biological process (GO): purine nucleobase metabolic process
Molecular function (GO): hydroxyisourate hydrolase activity
Source: RefSeq, a predicted model, not a curated record